AGUGAAUGGUCUUGCAGCCAUGGCGAGCUUGGCUGAUGUCGGUUGGAAACUGCUGGAAUUUAAAGCCCGAUCGAAACGAUCAGAUUUGUGAUUUAACUGAGAAAGAGAGAGAAGUUUGGCCUUAAUUUCAACUUUUGAAAAUGACUGCGAUAAAGGGGCGUCAUCAGAAAGUCCAAAGGCUUGGAUCCAUCUAUGAGCCCCUCAAGCUGUCCAUCCUUCACCGCGAGGAUGAGCCCCUGUGGGAGAAGCUGGACCGCUACUACAAUGCUGUCAAAAUCACCAUCCUCAACUACCAGAGUCCCACCACUGGCCUGUUCCCAAUCAAGACUUGCUCCACCUGUAAAGAGGCCAAGGUGCGGGACUCCCUCUACUGUGCUGCGGGAGCAUGGGCCUUGGCCUUAGCUUACCGGCGCAUUGAUGAUGACAUGGGACGCACUCAUGAACUGGAACACUCAGCCAUCAAGUGCAUGAGAGGAAUUCUCUACUGCUACAUGAGGCAAGCUCAUAAGGUUGAGCAGUUUAAGCAGGACCCCAGCCCCUCCAAAUGUCUGCACUCCAUGUUCAAUGUGGACACUGGUGAUGAGAUCCACACCUAUGAUGAAUACCACCACCUGCAGAUCGAUGCCGUCUCACUGUUCCUGCUGUACCUGGUGGAGAUGAUCUGCUCCGGCCUGCAGAUUAUCUACAACACCGACGAGGUGUCCUUUAUCCAGAACCUUGUGUUCUGCGUAGAGAGAGCUUACCGAGUGCCAGACUAUGGCAUGUGGGAGCGAGGCAGCAAGUAUAACAAUGGCAGCACUGAGCUGCAUUCAAGCUCUGUCGGCCUGGCCAAGGCUGCUCUGGAGGCUAUCAAUGGAUUUAACCUGUUUGGAAACCAGGGUUGCUCCUGGUCGGUGAUCUUUGUGGAUCUGGACGCCCACAACCGAAACAGGCAAACGUUGUGUUCACUGCUGCCACGAGAGUCACGCUCUCAUAAUACAGACGCAGCUUUACUGCCCACCAUCAGCUACCCGGCUUUUGCUGUGGAUGACGAUGCUCUCUACAGUCAGACACUGGACAAAAUCGUCCGCAAGUUGCGUGGCAAGUACGGCUUCAAGCGCUUCCUCCGUGAUGGAUACCGUACCUCCAAUGAGGACAAGGAUCGUCGAUACUACAAACCUGCCGAAAUGAAGCUCUUUGAUGGGAUCGAGUGUGAGUUUCCCAUAUUCUUCAUCUUCAUGAUGAUUGACGGGGUGUUCAGAGGGAACCAUGCUCAGGUGAAAGAGUACCAGGACCUCCUUGAGCCCAUCAUCUUUCAGUCUUACGAGGGCCACGCUGUAGUCCCCAAGUACUACUACGUGCCUGCCGACUUUGUAGAGGCCGAGCAAAAGCAGCAUGGUAGCCAAAAGCGCUUCCCUAGCAACUCAGGACGUGACGGCAAGCUUUUCUUAUGGGGUCAAGCCCUCUACAACAUUGCUAAGCUGUUAGUUGAUGAACUGAUCAGCCCCAAGGACAUCGACCCCAUCCAUCGUUAUGUUCCCCGUCAGGACCAGCGCAACGUCAGCAUGCGCUACUCCAACCAGGGCCCCAUAGAGAAUGAUGUUGUGGUCCAUGUGUCGCUGAUAGCCGAGAGCCAAAGGCUGCAGGUGUUUCUGAACACAUACGGUAUUCAGACGCAGACACCGCAGCAGGUGGAGCCCAUCCAAAUCUGGCCACAGAAGGAGUUGGUCAAGGCUUACCGUUUCCUGGCUGUCAACAAAAAACUGGGCCUGAGUGGGCGUCCAGAUCGACCCGUGGGCUGUAUUGGAACCUCCAAGAUUUACCGCAUCCUGGGCAAGACGGUGGUGUGCUACCCGAUUGUCUUUGAUCUGAGCGACUUUUACUUGUCUCAGGAUGUCAUGCUGCUGAUCGACGAUAUUAAGAACGCCCUCCAGUUCAUCAAGCAGUGUUGGAAGAUGCAGGGACGACCUCUCUUCUUAGUGCUCAUCCACGAGGACAACAUCAAGGGAAGUCGCUUCAAUCCGGUGUUGGACAUGCUGGCAUCCUUCAAGAAGGGCCACAUCGGAGGGGUCAAAGUUCAUGUGGACAGACUUCAGACUCUGAUCUCCGGAGCUGUGGUAGAACAGUUGGACUUCCUGCGUGUCAACGAGGCUGAAAUCCCGGAGUUCCGAAGUUUCGAAGAGCUGGAGCUUCCCAAACACUCCAAAGUCAAGCGACAGACCAGCACGCCCAAUGCCUCCGACUUGGAGCAACAGCCCGAGAUCAGCGUGGACGAGUGGCUGCACAAGCCUACAGACGAGGUCCUCCAAAAGUUUCACGAUUGUGACUGCUUGGCCAGCCAAGCUCAGCUCGCCGGAAUCCUGUUGAGGAGGGAAGGAUCGCACUUUCUUACUAAAGAUGAGAAUCUGAUGGAAGAGCUGGAGAGGAUCUACCGACAAGCUGGCACCCGGAAGCUUUGGUCUGUUGUCCGUCUUGCUGCCAGUCUGUUAACUAAGCUAGUGGACAGCCUUGCCCCCAGUAUUACUAGUGUUUUAGUGCAUGGCAAGCAGGUGACCCUGGGCGUGUUCGGCAAUGAGGAGGAGGUGAUUUCAAACCCGCUGUCUCCCAGCGUUAUCCAGGGCAUCAUCUACAGCAAGUGCUGCCCACUUGGGGGCGAGCGCGAGGCCGUCCUUCAGCAGGAGCUUGUCAUCCAUAUUGGAUGGAUCAUCUCCAACAGCCCAGAGCUUUUCAGUGGCAUGCUCAAGAUCCGAGUUGGGUGGAUUGUCCAGGCCAUGAAACAGGAGUUGAAAAUCCGAGCUGGAGACAUGCCCCCCCAGGACAUCUACCAGCUAUCCCCCAGCGACAUCAAGCAGCUCCUACUCGACGUGCUGCAGCCUCAGCACACGGGCAGGUCUUGGCUCCACCGCCGUCAGAUCGACGGUUCGCUGAAUAGAACUCCUCUGGGCUUUUAUGACCGCGUCUGGCAAAUCCUGGAGCGGACCCCCAAUGGGAUCCUGGUCGGUGGGACGCACCUCCCUCAGCAACCGACGUUGUCUGACAUGACCAUGUACGAGAUGAACUUCUCUCUCCUGGUGGAGGACAUGCUGAAGAGUAUCGUCCUGCCCGAAUACAGACAGACCAUCGUGGAGCUGCUGAUGGUGGUGUCCAUUGUACUGGAGAGAAACCCAGAAGUGGACUUUGCAGAAAAAGUGGACCUGGACAGUCUGGUGAAGGACGCAUUUGCAGACUUCCAACGGGAUCACAGUCGCUCAGAAUGCAUUGAGAAACAGGACGACCCCCAGGCCUUCUACAACACUCCACCUGUAGGCCGGAGAGGCACCUCAAGCUACCUGACCAAGGCCGUCAUGACCCUGCUGCUGCAGGGUGACGUGAAGCCCUGCAAGGACGACCCAUGUUCUGUUAGCUAGAAGCCCUCAUGCUAAAUUUCCGUCAUCUGAUUCACUACUUUUCCUAGAUUAGCAUGUGCACUAAAGUCUAGGUGGAUUUUGGUGGUGGAGAAACAUCAUGUGGUUGAUGGAACAACAGACUAAGAAGUUAAUCAUUCUGUUUGUUGUCUUUCUAGCCAAACCUGUCAAAACAGAGGGUAAGACUGAGAAUUUUGAGAUGAAGGGCAGCUACUACAUUUUUUUAGUCCUUUUACUCAACACUCGGCAGCCGUCUCAGAAUUAUUUUAGGCCGGUUAGCAAGAAAAGCUUUGAAGGGAUGUAAGAAUGAACUAGCAUUAGCAUUUUGUGCUAAGACUUAAGCUAAGCCUAGACUCUUCUGACAGUUGGUUAAUUGUCACACAACAUUCACUGACAAACACCAUGUCAAAUUUGCUGUCGAAUUGCUUGUAGUCUACAUUUUGGCAGUACAGUUGCUGAAUUGCCAAUCAACAGCCAUACAACUAAAUCCUCUUAAUGAUUUACAGAGCAAUGCUAGCUAUUAGCCAGUGUCAUGCUAAUCUAAAGCAAGCUAAACUAACCCCUUUUGAAUCCAUUAAGUCGUCAUAACAUCCUGUUCAUCAUGGUGCUUUUGAUUGCCAGAAGCAUGAUUAGCUGCUAAUCCGGUGCAAAGUGAUGUUUAGAAAUCACCUACUUUGAAUGUGAAUAGCGUUUUUUUGUGUUGGAAUACACGCUAAAUGUUUAGAUUGUCAUGGUUGCAUGCACAAUUAUACAUAUAUUUUUUUGCUUAAUGGCAGCAGUGCAAGGAGAAAUAAAGACACAUUUAAAAGUAUGAUUGUAUAUUGUUUGUUAGGUCAAGUUAAUCAUGGUUUUGUUUUUUAAUAGGUAAAUUAUCAAAGUUUGUCGCCUCUCUCCGCUAACAUGCGAUGAUAAAAAAAUUCCCGGAGAGCAUAGUGACGUUGAAUAAACGUUGAUUUUUCAUCAUAAUCAUUAGUAUGGUUGACAUCGACGUUUUUCGACGAUAAACCAUGUUGAAUCAAUAUUACAAAUACCGAUGACACCAUACAGUGACGUUGAAACAACAUUGUUCUAUUGUAU
Molecule: messenger RNA, 4460 nt
Organism: Corythoichthys intestinalis (scribbled pipefish)
Lineage: Eukaryota; Metazoa; Chordata; Actinopteri; Syngnathiformes; Syngnathidae
Gene: phkb
Product: phosphorylase kinase, beta
Exons: 32
Coding region: 141-3386 (1081 amino acids)
Biological process (GO): glycogen metabolic process
Cellular component (GO): phosphorylase kinase complex
Molecular function (GO): calmodulin binding
Source: RefSeq, a predicted model, not a curated record